Paraglomus occultum is the source of this 372-nucleotide messenger RNA. The record is from the annotation of a GenBank genome assembly. Lineage: Eukaryota; Fungi; Glomeromycota; Glomeromycetes; Paraglomerales; Paraglomeraceae.
AUGGCUCCAACAAACCAAUACAGAACUAGACUGAUUACUACCGCUGAAAUGGCUGAAAUAACCUGUGCUCUAGGCGAUGAUAUUUACGUUAACUUCCCAGUUCCCAUAAUACAAGACAUCCGUAAACAUAUUCCCAACCCACGCUUGAGCGGCAGUACACAGGCCAUAGGAGGAUAUUUGAUAUUUCGUAUCUUUUUCAAUGAACAAGUUUCUCAAAAGCAUAAUACCAUCGUCGCUGAAAUUUCAGCCCUAUCUUCGGAACUAUGGAACUCAGCUGAACCUAAUGUCAGACGAACAUUUAACCAGUUAGCUGAGCAGACAAUGUUAAAGUUUAGGGAGGAAGCACCAUAUAUCUGGCCUGAUAAUCAAUGA